Messenger RNA from Arabidopsis thaliana (thale cress), 1771 nucleotides. RefSeq lists its product as uncharacterized. The transcript has 2 exons. Bases 155 to 1576 code for a protein of 473 amino acids. Lineage: Eukaryota; Viridiplantae; Streptophyta; Magnoliopsida; Brassicales; Brassicaceae. The record is from RefSeq and is marked reviewed.
CCUUAAUUAUUAUAGCAAAAUUUGAUCUGCAUUUAAACCCUAAUAUUUACGUUAUAUCAUUAAUUUCUUCUUCUUUCCGUUUCUUAUUUUAGGAGAAUAAUUUGCUCAGUUUAGUGUUCACAAGCAGAGUCGCUCUAAACGAGUGUUGAUUGCGAUGAAGAAGAAAGCCAUUGUGAUUGAUGAUGGAUAUACAAGGUUUAUGGUGAAUGAAAUGUCUGAAAAAAUCGAUGUUCCAAUUAUCUGUCUUGACGAAGAUGAUGAUGAUGAUGAUCUUAUGGUUGAUAAGGAGUACAACGUCUUCUUGGAUCAUCUUCGAAGAGGUGAUAAGAAAAGUUCAAGCACUCGCCUUGAAGUUGACAAUGGAGCAUCUGACAUUCGUAGAUUAAAGAUCUUUUCUUGUGAUUCAAAGAGAUCUAAGCUUGGGAAUGAGAAUCCAGUGAAGAACAGAGUUAAUCAACAGAGCAAGAGGAAAACUGUUGGAGUUGAGGUUGAAAGAGUUAAAAUCCGAGAAAUCAUUCAAAGAGACAACAGAGUUGCUGAACGAAGAAAGCGGAGGAUCGCAGAGUUAGAAGCUGCAAAGACUUCAAGAGACGUUCCUUCACUCGAAACCCAACAAGAAGACAUUCAACAACGAGACAACAAAGUUAGGAAACUUUCCGAGUCAAAGGCUGAGACUUUAAGAAGAGAUGAUGUUCCAUUGGUUAAAACUCAAGAAGACAUUCAAAGAGACAACAGAGUUGCUGAACGAAGAAAGAGGAAAUGUGACGAUGCUUUAAUAAAAGAUGUUCCAUUGGUUAGAACUGAAGAAGACAAGAGGGUUGCUGUGGAGAUUGAUCACGUAGAGCGAGUACAUAGAGUUACAGAGGUUAAUGAUGUAGAUGAGACUUCUUCAAGGAGCAAAGAAGUUUUUGUAGGGAGAAGGAAGAAGAAUGAGGGGAGUGAAGCGGUUGUGGAUAAGGAUUACAUGAGGUACCUCACAUGGCUUGUAGAUUCUCUUAGCGAUUCGACAACUGAGCCAAUGGAAAAUCUUCAGAAAGAUGAUAUGGAUACUCUAAAAGAAUCGACAAUGGUACCUGAAUUGGAUCCACUAGUAGAAGUGAAGGUUGAACCACAUGAUGAUUGGUCUGAUUAUAUAAUUGCGAUGGGUGAUUCCCCUUUUUUGGAUGGAGAGGAGUGUACACCGUUUGUGGCGUCCAAGAAAGUGGUUGAUCUUGAUGAAGGAAGCAAAGAGAAUGAAAGUAGUAGCAGUUGGUUUAGAAAGGAGCUAAUGGAUGUUUUGAAAAAUCCAUAUGAUGAAGGAGAGAUGAAGCAGCUCCAUCGUUACGUAUCAAUCCAUAAAAAAAUGACUCGAUGCAGAGAACUACGAAAGGGAAGAGGAUCUGAUUAUGAGACUGACGAACUGGGACAAUCUUAUCUAGAAAGUUUCCCUGAUUUCGAAAAAGAAUACAAGCUUGUGGUUGGUGUUGAUAAGGCAAGAGCUUUGAAGUUGCUGCGUGGCUUUUUCUUUUACUUGAAAUAUGUUUCUCAUGAUGGUGUUUUCAAGCCUUGGGAGAAGACUCAAAGUUGGCAACCUUAGAAAUGGUAAAGCUUUUGGCUUCAUGUAGAUUAAGUUUUUGGAUUUCUGUCUGUUUUUUUUUUUUUCUUUGUUGUUGGAUGGCAAUCUGAUCCAGUGUAGUUUCUUGUAACCAAAGAAUCUGGUUUUAUUUAGGUUUUUCCUGAAAACUGAUGCAAUGUCUCAAGACUUUCUGAUCUCAUAUAACAAAAAUUGAAG